UAAAGGAGGGAGAGAAAAAGAAACGAAAGCAGAGAGGAUCUACCUGCUUGACCGUUUUCAUUAAUAUUGUCCAUCUGUUAUUAUUACACUCCUGCUGCUGCUUCUUCAUGGAGCCUUUGAGAAGGCGCUUCCAUCGCAGCGUCCUUAGCCUUCUCCGGGCCUCGGCUCAGAAUCUUAUUUCUAAAUACACAAAAUACAAUUGGGGGAUGAUAGAGGAAGCCGAGCAGGUGGUGGGUUCGAGGGGAAGCGCCCGCCCCCCGCCCCCGACUCACAGGUCUGUGUGGCUUCUGGCAGGUAAAAGCUGACAAAAACAGCAGGAACUUAAGCAGACUUCAGGAGUGCUCAAGGGCGGUGAACGAGAUGGCCGCCAACGUGGUGGCCUCUACCAAGUCGGGCCAGGAGCAGAUUGAAGACAAAGACACCAUGGACUUCUCGGGCAUGUCACUGAUCAAGCUGAAGAAGGAGGAGAUGGAAACUCAGGUGAAGGUGUUGGAGCUGGAGAAGACCCUGGAGAGCGAGCGGAGGCGCCUGGGGGAGCUGCGCAAGAGGCACUACGCCCUGGCCGGCGGCGGCAUGGACGCCGCGGCCGACGACGAGCCGCUCGGCCGCCCCGUGGCCAGCCCUCGAAGGGGGAUCCUGAAGAAGCCCCCGCUCGCCCAGAAGCCCACCCUGGUGCCCAAGCCGGACUGCCAGGUACCUUGGAAGCCGUGGCUCCCCGGAUAGAGGGCCGGCCGCGGGCGCCGUGGUGGAGGGGGAAGAUGGCGGGCCGGAGGCGGGAGAGCCGCGUUCAGAUCCUGCGUCUGGCGCUGCCUCGCCGGCGUCCUUAGGGAAGGCGCUUUCCCACCUGUACAAACGGAGACAAUAGAGACUCCGGACGGCCUUUUAGCGGGGCUGUCGGCGAGGCUCGGGUGAGAGUCUGUGCAGAGCUCCGGAACGGCGGCCCGGCCUGGGCUCCGGACACGGGAAAAGGCGCCGCCAGGCUGGGACUCUUAAAAACCACCUCCGGCUCCAGGCCGGCUCUGCCGCCUGCCGCAUCCGGCCCUCGCAUGGACGCUGGCGGACCGCAACUCCUUCCUCUGGGAUCCUUGUAGAGUUCCUGGUCCAGCAGGGGGCGUCUGCCCUUCUCUUCCCGUCCCCAGCCAUGAGAGUGGGAGCCUCCGGAGGAAGAACCGCCGUCUGUCCCCUCCUCUGCCUCUCCCUCUCCAUCCUCUCUGCCUCUCCCGUCUCUCUUGUCU
Messenger RNA from Gracilinanus agilis (Agile Gracile Mouse Opossum), 1235 nucleotides. Its product is annotated as huntingtin-interacting protein 1-related protein-like. The record is from RefSeq and is a predicted model, not a curated record. The coding region runs from base 361 to 723 and encodes 120 amino acids. Gene Ontology annotation, biological process: clathrin coat assembly; endocytosis; actin filament organization. Lineage: Eukaryota; Metazoa; Chordata; Mammalia; Didelphimorphia; Didelphidae. Gene Ontology annotation, cellular component: clathrin-coated vesicle; actin cortical patch. The transcript has 3 exons. Gene Ontology annotation, molecular function: actin filament binding; phosphatidylinositol-3,5-bisphosphate binding; clathrin light chain binding.